This is a messenger RNA of Portunus trituberculatus (swimming crab), 6397 nucleotides long. Its product is annotated as inactive tyrosine-protein kinase 7-like. Gene Ontology annotation, molecular function: protein tyrosine kinase activity; cell-cell adhesion mediator activity; ATP binding. Lineage: Eukaryota; Metazoa; Arthropoda; Malacostraca; Decapoda; Portunidae. The transcript has 22 exons. The coding region runs from base 819 to 4337 and encodes 1172 amino acids. The record is from RefSeq and is a predicted model, not a curated record. Gene Ontology annotation, cellular component: axon; plasma membrane. Gene Ontology annotation, biological process: axon guidance; protein phosphorylation; homophilic cell-cell adhesion.
GGCUUCGCACGCUCGACUUAGUGUGGCCAGGACAGCCGAAGAGGAAGGGGUGGGCUGCUCUCAGGUCCCCCAGUCCGCGCGUCGCCUGGCCUCGCUCCGCCUGUCCCUCCCUCCUCUCUCCACCACGAACUCUACGGAGCCACGCCCCAGCUGGCCCACGCCCCCGCCGAGCUCCAGCAACACGCAGCGAGUACCGGCGUGGCAGUAAAGCGUUCUGGUCUCACGGGGAAGCAAGGUCUUGGCGCGGAGAGACGCGUGUUGGGACUACGGCAACGUCUCGUAAGCUCAGAAACCUGCGAUCGUAAAUCUCAAGAGUGUCGAACUCCUGAGACGAUACUUCCACUGGACUCACCUUCUGCUUCUCGUUCAGUCAGCCUCCAGCGGCGCGGCGGGUGGAGGACGUGUUCAUCAGCGGUGCUCGAGCAGAGUAGCGUGUAUCAUAUAAAUUCUUCACCGUGACAGCCGUGUUCUUCCUCGCCUGUGUGGGGAACGAGGCCCCUCAACGCACAGCACUCCGCCACGCACACCGCAGCAAGGACCUCGCCGGUGGAAACUUCGGACGAGGUGCAGCAACUUGACUCGAGAGAGAGACAAAAGCGCAGCGCCGAGAAGAGCACAAAACCCGAGGGAAGAAAAUAAAAAAAAAAGAAUAGCAAGAACCACAAACAACUUCAAAACAGCGAUAACAAGCACCGCCACCCAAGAGGAAACUAAAUAAGCGACUAACGAACCGAACACGUAACUUCGCCUCCUCAUCAGACUCCCACUUGUGGAAUCUCGGCUUAACUUGCCCUCGUGAUGUCCCGCCCGUGAGCAGCAUGGGUGUGGUGAUCCCCGCCAAGCUACUUCUGCCCCUGGCUGUGGCGUGUGUGGCGGUGGGCGGCGGGGUGCGGGCGGCAGGCGGGGACAUCUUCUACUUCAGCUCUUGGCCUGCUACUGGGAGGGUCGCUGCCGGGGAGGAGAGGGUGUUACGCUGCGCUGUGUCCGACGCCGCCAGCAUCACCCUCACCUGGAACCUGGACGGCCGCCCCAUCACCUACUCCUCCAGGCGCCGCGUGAGAGGGGGCGCCAGGGGAACAGCUGACCUGGUAAUUAGCCGCGCCACACCUGAGGACACCGGAGAGUACACCUGUAUUGCCCACAACACCACCUCUGGCUUCGCCCUCACCUCGCUGCCCGCCACUCUCACCGUGCUGUGGGUUGGGGAGGAGUCAAGGGUGGUGCUGGCCGACCCGAAGGAGAAGGGGGCACUCCGCAGCGGCUCCUCGGUCAAGUUAAGGUGCAGGGUAGAAGGCGGGCCGGACCUUUACUACGUCUGGCACAGGAAUGGAGAAGAGGCAGACGGAGUGAAGGGAAUCAGUGUCUCCAGGAAGCGUCUCUCUAUCUCCAAUUACGACGCGGCGACUCACAACGGCGUGUACACCUGCAGGGCCUCCGUCUAUAAGCCACCAGGUGUUCCUCUCCCCUCCGCUGCCCCUCUCACCGUCACCACCACUCACACACCUCUCACCCUCGCCCUCAAAGACAGCAAGGUGCCAGAGAUCGAGGUGGCCCCGGCGUCCCUGGUGGUGGGUGCGGGGCUGCGCGCUAUGCUGCACUGCCGCUACCGAGGCAACACCAACCUUACCUGGUACCUGAACGGCGCCGGGCCUCUUACUAACAGCUCCAGGCACGUGCUGCUGAGGAACGGGAGUCUGGUUGUGCAGGCGGCGAGUGUCGGAGAUGAGGGCGUGUAUACAUGCAAGGGACGACUCAAGGACCGCCCUUACUCCUCCUCCUACGCUGCUACCCUCACCCUUGCCUAUCUGGACACCAACUCCCCGCCGACGCUUGAGCCAGGCCCUAACCUUCGCAACAUGCACGUGGUGGGCGCUGGGGGUCGGCUGAAGGUUCUAUGCCUCCCUCCUGCCGGUCUGCCGCGCCCUCGUGCAUCCUGGGUCGCCUUGGAACUGAAGGAGAAGGACGAAGGAGACUCAGGGACGGAGAACAGAGGCGCUGAGUUGCUGGUGGAGGACGUCAGCUAUGCACACACUGGGAACUAUACGUGUGUUGCUUCAAAUCUGGCUGGAAAUUCGUCUGUUUCUCUCCAGCUGGUGGUGACGAGAAAGCCACACGCUCAGCUGGUGACGGCGCCCUUGGAGGUACUGGAGGAGGAGACGGCGAGGCUGGAAUGUCGUGUGGAUGCCUCGUCACGCCCUUACACUAACGUCACCUGGACUCGUAAUGGCAGCCCGGUUAGCGUGGACGACUACCGCAUCUCCGUGUCUGGCAUGGAGGAGGGCGUGACGGAGGGAGUGUCAGUGCUGAGGAUUCGAUGGGCGCGUCUCACAGAUGCUGGGGAUUACGCCUGCGUGGUGAAUACCCUGGGGCACCCUCCUGCAGCCACUAACCCCGUCAGGCUGGCCGUCACGGAACGGCUCAAAUUCUCCCCAUUGCCCCGAGACACACGCGUGGAGGUGGGUGCCAAUCUCAGCAUCCCGUGCGAGGCGAGUGGCGCGGACUCUCCCAUCACUACCUGGCAUAGAAUCUCCCACCAGACGCUGGUCACUCUACCGGAACGGAUGGUGAACCUGGAAGGGCGGCUGGAGAUCACUGGGGCGGAGCUGGAGGAUGCUGGAAGGUACAUGUGCGUCGCUGCCUCCUCCCAGGGCGCCAUCAACGUUACCAUUACUCUCUCCGUCAUUGAGAGCCCCGUGCUGGAGUGGGUGACGCAGGGCCCUGUGUUAGUGGACCGAGGCGACACCCUUCUCCUGGAGUGCUUCGCCAGAGGGAGCCCCCAGCCCUCCAUCCACUGGGACUACAACCACACCACCAACGCCUUCGACCCGGAGAGGGUGAAGCUGUACGGCAAUGGCACGCUGCAGGUGUCUGAGGUGCGCUGGGAGGACGGCGGCAUGUACGGGUGCACGGCUGGUAACAUGGUGGGUUUUGCACGGGCGGAGAUUGCUGUUACUGUGACAGGCGACAGUUCGCAGUUACUCGGGCGGACAGUGGGCGUGGCGGUGGGCGGGGCGGCAGCUUACAUUGCUCUGGUGGGCGCCAUGCUUAUCUAUUGCCGACAGAGACGCCACCGUUUGAAGCAGCCCUCUCCGCAGCACGCCAGGGGAGGUGGUGGAGUGAGUGAGGCAGCCCAGCGGCCGGAGGAGGCGGAGAGGCUGAUGUACGCUGCUCCUCCAGGCGGCGUGGUGGGGGCACAGGCCGCCACCAGAGUAGGGAGGCUGGACCCCCCUUGCCACGUACAGCUGUCCCAAGUGUCCACUCACACCCUGGCCACCUCCACCCACCUGGGACUCUCGCAAGCCUCCACUAAGACACUUGGGGGAUCGUCUGCCUCCACCCGACACUCCUCGCCCCUGCAACCCAACUCCUCCCCGUCACCCCAGAGCGGCCUCCCCACGGGCCUCAGCGAUCACCUGUACAUGAGGCCUGAUGCGGCACCAUCUGGUCACACCCCCACCCAGGACAAGCCAACCAUCCAGCGGGAAAACCUGCAGGUCCUCUUAACUCUAGGUCACGGGGAGUUUGGGGAGGUGCAGUUGGCGCGCCUGAGGAACCCUAAGGACGAGACUCAAGGGGAGGAGGCGCCACCUGACCCUGACAGCCUCGUGAUGGUGAAGGUGAUCAGCACGAGGGACGAGAGCCAGCUGGCGGAGGUGUGUCGGGAGGCUGCCAUGUUCGGGGGCCCUCCGCAUCCCAGCCUCGUCUCCACCAUUGCCUUCUGCACCGCCCACACCCCUCACCUCCUCCUCACCCAAUACACGGACUGGGGUGACCUGAAGCAGUUCCUGUUAGCUACGCGGAAGGAGUCACCGCGGCCUGUAGGGAGCCUCCGACCCCCGCCCCUUGCCCUACCCCACGCCCUCAGCCUCGCCUUGCAGACCGCUGAGGGGCUGGAGUUCCUGAGUGGGCGGCGGCACAUUCACAGGGACGUGGCUGCUAGAAACUGCCUCGUCACCUCCAGCCUGCAAGUGAAGCUAGCGGCCCCGGCACUCACCAGGGACGCCUAUUCCUCUGAGUACCACACCUACAGGAACCAGGUGGUGCCCGUGCGCUGGCUGGCCCCCGAGGCGUUGCUGGAGGAGGAGCACAGCAUGAAGAGCUCCGUGUUCUCGUGGGCGUGGCUUGUGUGGGAGGUGCUCACCCAGGCGGCCAUUCCCCACGCUGACCUCACCGACCACCAGGUCGUGGUUGCCGCCGAGCGAGGAGAGCUGAGAUGCACCGCGCCUCCCAAGACACCCCCUGAGUUAGAGGCGCUGCUGAUGGCGUGCUGGCAAGUGUCUCCAAAGGCGCGGCCCUCCAUUUCUGUCAUGGUGGACGCACUGAAGGCCCUCACUUGAUCACACACUCUCUCUCUCUCUCUCUCUCUCUCUCUCUCUCUCUCUCUCUCUCUCUCUCUCUCUCGAUGAGGACUCGCCGCGCCGCCACUCCUUCAGGUUAGGGCGCGUAACUCAGAUGUUCAGUACCUUCAGUGGAUUGAAGAUACAGUGCAUCAUUAUUCGCUUUUAUUUAUGUAUGGUUGCCGAAUUUCCUAUAUAGCCCUAGGGAAUAAUGACCUUCAGGUAAUUACAGGUAAAAGAGGUCAUUAGCGAGAAGUAUUUGAAGGUAUCAAUACUCAUCUGCUUUUCUUUUUCUUAUUUGUGUACAGUUGCAGAAUCUCUUCAAUAGAUAUAGAAAGUAAUCUUCAUAUAAUAAUCUCCAAGUGGGGAAAAAGUAAUUAGCAGAAGGUAUCGAAGGUGUAAUUAUAUGCUUUCUAUUUCUGUACUGUCGCAGGAGUUCAUUAUAGGACGCUCACUACUAACUACGUAUCUUCAGGUAACUAGAGGCGAGAAGUGUCAUUAGAGGUGAUUCAAUACUGUGAACUGUGUAGGAGGAGUGUGGUGUGCUCAUAACGUCACUAGGACAUGGGCAGGCUGUGAAGGCCAGGAGGGGUUUGGUGGGCAGAUAUGUAUGCUGUCUAUAGAGAUUCACGGUCAUGGUGGUGGGGAGGGGCGUGUUGUAUUAUCGUACUCCGGGCAACCCACCAGCACAGCGCCUCAAACUAUGCAUACGGUACGGUUUAUAGAUAGUAUUAUUAUUACUUACAAAUACUUAUUUACUCGUAUCUCUAUUGCUGAUAAACGCUGGCUUGAAAUUGUACUUGUUACUUUUGACUUAAAAUUGACUGUAUAUAAAGCAUGCAGUGUUCGCCAUUGGUGCUUGCAUUUGUUAAUGGCAGUGAUAAAAGAUUCCUAUAUCGAGGUUGCCAGCGUACGAUAAUCCAGCUUUCACUUCCCUUAACCGUAACUAUGGCACUCAAUUAUUCAUUUUGUGUUUACGUAUCAAGGUGACUGGUCAAGGGCAACAAAACUAUUUCUACUGUUCUUGUAAUUGGUUCUCCGUUUUCUAAUUCACCUUUAUUGUUGCGUGACUGAUUUAAUAGAUGGCGCUGAUGUUGGGCCGUUAUGAAGACAGUAUUACGGCAAUUAUCUUCCUGUGUUGUUGAUUGUUACACUGGUAGUUUUUUAUCGCCAUUGUCUCGAGUCAGCAUUGCGUCAGUCUUGAGUUCAGCGGAGGAAGAAAAAAACACUAGAUGAAUUUUCUUUGUUAUAUUUGACUUCAACAUUCCUGCUUUUUGUUGAUUGUGUGAAUUCCCGGGUGGUGGAUCUGAAGGUCACAGCAAGAUGGAAGUCAUUUGUAUAUAGAACAAUGUCUAUUCUAAGGUAUUUAUGCAUUCCAGGGAGUGAUGUCAACUUUUACCUCACUUCUUUGGUACUCUUAAGUUUGUUUGAAGGGAGAAGUAAAGGACUUCUUCCCUUUUUGGUUUGUUCGUGUUUAAGUUUUUUAUUGUUUCGUUUUGUUGAGACUCUCCUGUUGCUGUACAUGACUUUCUGCUUGUUUGGUGUACAUAUGUGUUUGUGUUUGUGCUGGGAGGAGAGCAAUAGUAAUGUAUCCAGGUGUUUUGUAUACGGCAAGGUGUUUAUAGGUUAAUUAGUGAUACGUUCCUGUGUGUGUGUGUGUGUGUGUGUGUGUGUGUGUGUGUGUGUGUGGGGAGAGAGAAAGAGGUGUCCUGCGCGGCUGUUAGGUGAGGAGAGAGUUGUUUGUUAUUAAUUGUGGUCGCCGCGUGUCUUACAGAGGAGCUGUUUGGUGGUUUUGUAUUCUUGGUUUGUAAGUGUCUAUUAAGUAUUUAUUUUCAUGCAAAAUUGUUAAGUACUAAGAAGCUUUAACUGACCAAGCUUUAAGGAGGCCCGUUGAAUAUGAUUUGGCAGGAGUAUGUUGUGUUGUGCAUCUUUUAGUGAAGCGUGUUCCUGUUAGCUGUCUGUUAUUGGUUUGGCUGCCAGAUCCGCGGAUCAGAGCUGCCCUACUGGUGUCCUACUUGCCAAAGCCUUAUGUCAUGUAUCCAUUAAAAGAUCAAGGAAAC